This is a messenger RNA of Triticum urartu, 1117 nucleotides long. NCBI's taxonomy places the organism in Eukaryota, Viridiplantae, Streptophyta, Magnoliopsida, Poales, Poaceae. The record is from RefSeq and is a predicted model, not a curated record.
AUGCGCCGCCUGUCCCUCCUCCUCCUGGCCGCGGCCGCCCUCCUCGCCGCCGCGGUGGCAGGAGUGCGCGCCGGGCCGGAAAUGCCCCAAGCGGCGUCGGUGGCAGGAAUGGGCGCCGGGCCGGGAGUGCCCCAAGCGGCGGCGGGGGGGCCGGCGGCCAAGCUGUCGCCCGAUUUCUACAGCCAGACGUGCCCACGGGCGGAGCGGAUCAUCGCGGAGGUGGUCCAGUCGAAGCAGAUGGCGAACCCGACCACCGCCGCGGGCAUGCUUCGCGUCUUCUUCCACGACUGCUUCGUGACCGGCUGCGACGCCUCCGUGCUGAUCGCGCCCACCCGCUUCGCCAAAUCCGAGAAGGACGCCGAGAUCAACCACUCCCUCCCCGGCGACGCCUUCGACGCCGUGGUGCGCUCCAAGUUGGCCCUGGAGCUGGAGUGCCCCGGCGUGGUUUCCUGCGCCGACGUCCUGGCCCUGGCGUCCAGGGUGCUGGUCACCAUGACCGGAGGCCCCAGGUACCCGGUCCCGCUGGGCCGCAAGGACUCGCUCUCCUCCAGCCCCACCGCCCCCGACGUGGAGCUCCCGCACUCCAACUUCACCGUGGGGCGCAUCCUCGAGCUCUUCCUGGCCAAGGGGUUCACGGUGCAGGAGAUGGUGGCGCUCUCCGGCGCGCACACGCUGGGCUUCUCCCACUGCCAGGAGUUCGCGUCCAGGAUCUACAACUACCGCGACAAGACCGGCAAGCCGGCGCCGUUCGACCCGACCAUGAACCCGGGCUACGCCAAGGGGCUCCAGGCCGCCUGCAAGGAGUACCUCAAGGACCCCACCAUCGCCGCCUUCAACGACGUCAUGACCCCCGGCAAGUUCGACAACAUGUACUACGUGAACAUUGAGCGCGGCCUGGGCCUGCUGAGCACCGACGAGGACAUGUGGUCGGACCUGCGCACCAGGCCCCUCGUGGAGCGCUACGCCGCCAACAACACCGCCUUCUUCGACGACUUCGCCCGCGCCAUGGAGAAGCUCAGCAUGUACGGCGUCAAGACCGGCGCCGAUGGCGAGAUCAGGCGGCGCUGCGACGCCUACAACGACGGGCCCAACACCCUGUGAUCGAUGCGUGCAUACG